Molecule: messenger RNA, 2732 nt
Organism: Hyaena hyaena (striped hyena)
Lineage: Eukaryota; Metazoa; Chordata; Mammalia; Carnivora; Hyaenidae
Gene: MEN1
Product: menin 1
Exons: 10
Coding region: 124-1950 (608 amino acids)
Biological process (GO): negative regulation of cell cycle; negative regulation of cell population proliferation; regulation of transcription by RNA polymerase II
Cellular component (GO): nucleus; chromatin; histone methyltransferase complex
Molecular function (GO): chromatin binding; Y-form DNA binding; transcription cis-regulatory region binding
Source: RefSeq, a predicted model, not a curated record
GACUCCACUUCCCGGCAGGCCGUGCGGCGCAAAGGGCGGAACUCCAUUUCCCAGCAGGCUCCGGGCGGCGGGCGCAGUGGUGCCUUGUGUGGGAUGUAAGCGCGGAGGCCGAGGCCCGCCGCCAUGGGGCUGAAGGCCGCCCAGAAGACGCUAUUCCCGCUGCGCUCCAUCGACGACGUGGUGCGCCUGUUCGCCGCCGAGCUGGGCCGGGAGGAACCGGACCUGGUGCUCCUCUCCUUGGUACUGGGCUUCGUCGAGCAUUUCCUAGCUGUCAACCGCGUCAUCCCCACCAAUGUGCCCGAGCUCACCUUCCAGCCCAGCCCCGCGCCCGACCCUCCUGGCGGCCUUACCUACUUUCCCGUGGCCGACCUGUCCAUCAUCGCCGCGCUGUACGCCCGCUUCACCGCCCAGAUCCGCGGCGCGGUUGACCUGUCUCUCUACCCGCGAGAGGGGGGUGUCUCCAGCCGAGAACUGGUGAAGAAGGUGUCCGAUGUCAUCUGGAACAGCCUCAGCCGCUCCUACUUCAAGGAUCGAGCCCACAUUCAAUCCCUCUUCAGCUUCAUCACAGGCACAAAACUGGACAGUUCUGGUGUGGCCUUUGCUGUGGUGGGGGCCUGCCAGGCUCUGGGUCUGCGGGAUGUCCACCUCGCCCUGUCUGAGGACCACGCCUGGGUCGUGUUUGGGCCCAAUGGAGAACAGACAGCGGAAGUCACUUGGCACGGCAAGGGCAACGAGGAUCGCAGGGGCCAGACGGUCAACGCGGGUGUGGCCGAGCGGAGCUGGCUGUACCUGAAAGGAUCGUACAUGCGCUGUGACCGCAAGAUGGAGGUGGCAUUUAUGGUGUGUGCCAUCAACCCUUCCAUCGACCUGCACACCGACUCCCUGGAAUUGCUGCAGCUGCAGCAGAAGCUGCUCUGGCUGCUCUAUGACUUGGGACAUCUGGAAAGGUACCCCAUGGCUCUGGGGAACCUGGCAGAUCUGGAGGAACUGGAGCCCACCCCUGGCCGGCCAGACCCACUCACCCUCUACCACAAGGGCAUCGCCUCAGCCAAGACCUACUACCGGGACGAGCACAUCUACCCCUACAUGUACCUGGCUGGCUACCACUGUCGCAACCGCAACGUGCGCGAGGCCCUGCAGGCCUGGGCUGACACGGCCACUGUCAUCCAGGACUACAACUACUGCCGUGAGGACGAGGAGAUCUACAAGGAGUUCUUUGAAGUAGCCAAUGAUGUCAUCCCCAACCUGCUGAAGGAGGCAGCCAGCCUGCUGGAGGCUGGCGAGGAGCGACCAGGGGAGCAGACCCAGGGUGCCCAGAGCCAGAGUUCUGCCCUCCAGGACCCAGAGUGCUUCGCCCACCUGCUGCGGUUCUAUGAUGGCAUCUGCAAGUGGGAAGAGGGCAGCCCCACGCCUGUGCUGCACGUUGGCUGGGCCACCUUCCUUGUGCAGUCCCUAGGCCGAUUUGAGGGGCAGGUGCGGCAGAAAGUGCGCAUAGUGAGCCGGGAGGCCGAGGCUGCCGAGGCGGAAGAGCUGUGGGGCGAGGAAGCCCGGGAAGGCCGGCGGCGAGGCCCACGGCGUGAGUCCAAGCCAGAGGAGCCGCCGCCGCCCAAGAAGCCGGCGCUGGACAAGGGCCCGGGCCCUGGCCAGGGGGCGACGUCAGGACCCCCGCGGAAACCCCCGGGGACAGGCCCGGGCACUGCCCGCGGCCCGGAAGGAGGCGGCACGGCGCCGGCGCCCGCAGCGUCGCCACCACCGGAGGGUCCGGUGCUCACUUUCCAGAGCGAGAAGAUGAAGGGCAUGAAGGAGCUCCUGGUGGCCACCAAGAUCAACUCGAGCGCCAUCAAGCUGCAGCUCACCGCGCAGUCACAGGUGCAGAUGAAGAAGCAGAAGGUGUCUACACCUAGCGACUACACGCUUUCCUUCCUCAAGCGCCAGCGCAAGGGCCUGUGAAGUACCCCAGACUCCCUGUCGGCCCUUGCGGUGGAGGGAGGGGGCGCCACUCCAGGCACCCCCCCCAACUUCCCUACCCGCCCUCGCUCCGGGGCUCCACCUGCCGAUUGAGGGGGCCUAACCAGGUCCUCCGAGCCCCACCCCAACCCAGGACCCAGGCUGCAAGUCCCUGAGGACAGGCCACUCCAGAGCUCUGCCCCUCAUUCGAAUAUAGAUCCCACCGCCCAGAAUCCCAGCCGGCCAAUGGGAACCUCACUUUGAGCUCCAUCGUUAAUCUUUAAAGGUCCAAGCACUGGAAACAGGCCCCCACCUCAGAACCAAGGCUCUAACUUGGGCCUGACCCGGGUUGCUCCCGGCCCCACCCCCUAGAAGCACAGGACCCGCCUCCCGCCCGGGAACCUGGGUCCCUAGUAGUACAUUUCUGCACUUCAGAAUUCCAUCCCUUGGGAACCCCAACUGCCCCCUACCCCAAAAGACUUAAGAAACUUUCAGAGUUUGGAAAUUCUAGCCUCUUCUCCACUGUCCUGCGAGUCUGGGACGCGAAAGGCAGCCUCCGGCCUGUGAAUCCUGAGCCCCGCCCCCUUCCUGACCAAACUGGCCGCAGAUCAGAGCGGACCUCUCUCUGACCCUCUGGGAACCUCCCCGAGGUCCGGCCUGUCUCCGGGGACUCCGGAGGAAAUCUGCAGGGGUUUGCCAGUGGGUGAGGGGAGCCUGAUCUCUUCCUGUUUUGUACAUAGAUUUAUUUUUCAGUUUCAAGGAAGAUGAAUACAUUUUGUAAAAAA